GGCAGUUUGAUGGAUUUUUUUUCUGACACCUGAUGAUUUUCUGUGUUGAAAUCAGUCAUGAGCUUCACGUGGUAAAGGUAUUAGAAGUUUUCACCUAGAAAAGAAAAUAAACAGACUCCUUUUAAUAUGACUUUAGGACAGUUCCUGUCUCUUGGAGAAAAUAAGAGGCAUAGACUGCUAACUGCUUGAUAGAUGUCAAGGACACAUCUCAGAAGGAAAUUUAUGUUUAAUUAGCCUACUAAGCAGAUAGAACAGUUCUUAAACAUUUUUUUUUCCUUCAUUGUUUUCACGACACAAAUAUUUGAGCUCAGUAUUGGGGCAGAAUGAGAUUUUACCUCUUUUGGAUUUUAAAAAAGAAUAAUACAUAAUGCAGUAAAAUCCCAUUCUUGAAGACAGCUGUAAGGUGCAACUUCAUCUAAAUGAACAAACACUGUAUAUUUGAAAUAGCCAUGUGACUGAAAUGAUCUUUAAUUUAGGGGAGAGCUUAUAUAGAGAUUAAUUUUAAGAAUGUUUGGAUAGCAAAGAACCAUAAAACAAAACCCAAAUCAUUAUUCAGUGCUUUCAUUUUAUCUGCCUGUGCUCAUUAAAACUUCCACUUAUCAUCUUUUGGGGAGACUGCAUCUCAUGGAUGCUUAGAAUAGUUAGCUAUUAAAAGCACAUAAGAAUAAGUGGCAAUAAGGAUUCUGUUUUAAGUGUAUGGGGAGUAAAGCACACAGGUUCAUUUAAAGACAGAUCUAAUGAGUUCAAAAGACUCGUACCAGCUGGCCUCCAGCACGGCCAGAUAUUAGCACAAAUUUUUGCUGAAGGCUGAACCCAUUGCAGUUUUGUGUCAGAGUCUUCAAUUUGCCCAGAAAUCCAACAGCAGUUCCCCAAAAAAGAAAUAACUGUUUUCUUUCUCCUAGGGUUUUAGUGCCCAGGAAGCACGAGGGUGUAUGAACCUUCUUGUGUGGCUCACUUCCAUCUGCGGUUUCUCUGCCACAGAAUGGUGCCGUUUUAGAAGAAUAGCCUCUGACCAAGAAUAAAAAUUGUUGUCGGAAUAAUAUGCGAACAGAUCAUGAAGAACUCUGUGGCACCAGUUAUGGAUCUUUUUGUCUAAAUGGAGGGAUUUGUUAUAUGAUUCCCACUGUUUCCAGUCCAUUUUGCAGGUGUAUUGAGAAUUACACAGGAGCCCGUUGUGAGGAAGUUUUGCUGCCCAGCAUCAAGUCCCAAGCAAAAGGUGACCUGUUUGCAGCUUUCUUGGCUUCACUUCUUCUUCUAGGAGUUCUUGUAAUUGGAGCAUUCUACUUCCUUUGCAGGAAAGCUUCCAUUCCAAGGACAAGCUCUUCAGAGUGUGGCGCCAUCCUAGUUGAGACUACAAGCAGCAAUGGCUGCGACAGUGAAAAUAAUAACAGAGUAAAGCAUUAGAGUGGAAGAAAGGUGGGAAAACGACAUGCGAAGCAACUCUAAGAAUACGGUAGUGUAGAGGAUAAUGCGGUAAGCAAGAUGAGAGAAGAAAGGAGACUGAAAUAGGGGCUUACUUACAUGUUAAGAGUGCAACUGAGACAUAAAGAGAAACAGUUGGGCUUAUUAGAGCUUCCACGUGUUUUUAAAGGUGUAUCAAAUGAUACAGAAAUCACUGUAAUCACUAUGAUUUGUGUUUGAAUUUUGUGAGAUUUUUCAUAACAAGUUACUGCUUUCAAUAAUGCAUAGAUAGAAGCAUGAGAUAAUUUUGCUUUUUACUGCAUGAGAAAUAUGAAAUAAUCUUUUUUCACUGCACAGAUAAUACAAGGUAAUCAUAAAAUUUUUAGCAUGAGAUAAUACUAUGAAUUUUUGAUAGGAUUAUCCUUUUUUGGAGAAUUGCCCUAGAGGAGUUGAGGACUGUCUUUAUUCGACAAUUUCAAAAUUUAUGUCUGUGAUACAUGUCCAAAAUUUGGCUUGUUUCAGAUACAUUUACCACAUGUAGGGGAAAAAAAAAUACUUUUCCCCAGCUAAUACUAAUUUUUUUUUUUUUUUUAAUAGCAAGACACCAUGAGAUGAGUUACCACUGCUAGUGUACUGGCCAGCUUCCUGGCACAAGAUUUUAACUCAGUUUAAAAGAAAAUAUUAAGAAAAGAGAUUGGUAAUGGUUAAAAGAAGUUCACUAGGCAGAGUAUUUAUCCUUUCUUUGGCAUAUAUCCCUAACAGUAAGCAAGACACCUUCCUCGGUGGUUUUAUUUUUCUUUUGCCUUCUUCUGAAAAUCUCACUACUGAAGGAGAUUUAAACCUUACCUCAAAUUUUCCAGUUGAUAUUUCAGAUAUUAAAAGUCAGGAAUUUUGUUCAUCAGGUCCAUUCCUGAUGCAAAAUAUUCAGCCCGGUGUCUUGGCUGAACAAGUGCUGCCCUCUCCAAAGACUGAUUUAUUUUAUUCACGUAAACGUUUGUUGAUCCCACAAGUAGAUUAUAUAUCAUUAUUGGGUUCCUUACAGGAUUCUCUUACUCAGACAAAGAGAGAGCAAAUGACAUGGGCUUUCUCUCUUUCUGCCUUGACAACAGAAAGAGACGGUCUGGUUAGUCAGAGGCACAGAAAACGUGAACUGAACAAUUUUCUUUUCAACUCAUUUCUAGCACUGGAGGUUGAAACCAGCACAAAUCAGAUAUGUUUCCAUAAUGACACAUUUCCUAGCAGCUCAUUAUAUGGGAUUUAUAAGGUUGUAUUGAAGAGAGAGUUAAUGGAGAAGACUUCAGAAAUUGAAAAGGGAGAAAAUGCAGAACACAGAUUUCUCACCUCUGAAAUAAAAGAUCUUGAGGUGUGCAAAAAUAUAGGUGCAAAGAAAAUACUAAAUAAGCUUCUAUUCCUAGGGUGUCUACUGCAUGCUCUAGUGCUAGAAAAAACAGUGUGUAUUUUAUAUCAAUGUAGACAAAAGUACAGCAAGACAGAGAAGAAAAUACAUGCUGUUGCAGUGUAUAAGGUAAGAAGUAAAAAAGAAAACCAUAUUGUAGUAGUUACUAGAAAACAAAACAGAAAAAUACAGUACUUUCUGAGGAGUUAUGUCAGAGAAAUCAGAAUCCAAGUUAAAGCUCAGCAUCUGAAGGAAGAAUCUCAGGGCACCAAAUCAUGUAGAGGACCUGAUCCACAGAAGUCCCUGAUCAAAUUAUGUAAAGCACUAAAACAUCACUUUCUCCUCAGAUUAACUGUUCUUAUAUGUUAUUUUCUGGACAUCAGAUCUUUACCAGAUACUCUGAAGGAAGAUGGUAACAGUGUUUUCAAGGCUGGGAACUAUAAAGGUGACUUUCCAUCACACAGGCACAUGCCACUGCUAAAUACAGGGUUUAGGUGGUUUGUAGCGGUAUUGACAGCUACGCUAGCAUCAACAUUACCUAAAGUACUUUGCACAGCCUUGGUGAAAACUGGUCAGAGACAAUGGCUGUUAGAUAACUUCCAUAUGUUACUGCUCAUGAGACAUUUAGAUUUCAUCAUGUUAAGUUGUGGUAUACUGUUUUCACUGAGGCAAGAAAAGGGUUGUGGCUAUCUUCGGUGGAAAUUCAGGAAGGGAAAAUUAAGAGAAGAUGUAGGAAAUAAAUGGACUGAAGUUGUACUCUAUAAACUCAUAAAAUCCUCUCUGCUUUCUGGACAGACAUGGAAUAGUUAUUCACUGUUACCAGUCUUGUUUGCAGUAUUCAGGAAACAAUUUGUACAAAACAUUAGGGUGAACAAACCAAAACCAUGUUUAAAUGCAAACACAUUAAUGUAUGAAAGAAGAUUAUCAUUGGAGGAAAACCUGUUAAAGAUUCAGACUGCUUCAAACCAUUUCAGACUACUUCAACCUCAUUUGAGGACAUUUCAGCUUCCAAAAUUAAUUAUUUUGAUUCACAAGCCUUGUGAAUUUGAUAUUCAGGUCAAAAUAAGAUCAGGCUACAAAUUCAUUUUAAGGUGGUCAAAUGCCACAGAAAGUACAGGCUAGUCAGUGUUACAUACAGUUUAAUAAAACAGUACAACACUCUGGCAAUGCUUGCUUACGGUAUUAAGUAAAUAGUCCUGUAAGCAAUAAAGCCAAGGAAACACUAGUUUCAAUGGAUCUUGUGGUUGGAAGCUCUAGAGACUGAAAAGGUCUUACUUUUACAUGCAGGGACAAGUAGUAAGGUCUCUCUUCUCCACUUGACUCCUAUUCUCAUGAAACAUAAGAUCUCAUGUCUUUAAAAUCACCCCUUCACCAGCUGAAAGGUUAUGGAAGGAAGAAAAGGGGAGAAGACUAAUUUUCUAAGAACAUUCACUGAUAUGAUUACACAACUAUUUACUUAUAGUUUUACCACAAAACUUCUUUCAUAUCCAAGGAUCAUGGUUUCCUUCCAGAAUCUUGUAGUGAGUCUUUUCACAACGUGUUGCAAAACCUUUUCGAUUAAUUGCAGAACAAUGCAACCAUUAGCAGGAAAUCUCUUCACAGACCUAAAUAAAAGGUUUCUCAGUAUAGAAUUGUUUUUCAUUAGUAGCCCAAACAAACACUGGGGCAAAUUACAAUGAAAGGAGAAAUGGCUGUUCAAAGAAAACGAGGAUUUCUCUG
Cuculus canorus (common cuckoo) is the source of this 4516-nucleotide messenger RNA. It is a transcript of the gene NRG4, whose product is annotated as neuregulin 4. Gene Ontology annotation, molecular function: chemorepellent activity. The coding region runs from base 1042 to 1404 and encodes 120 amino acids. The transcript is spliced from 6 exons. Gene Ontology annotation, biological process: animal organ development; nervous system development; intracellular signal transduction. The record is from RefSeq and is a predicted model, not a curated record. NCBI's taxonomy places the organism in Eukaryota, Metazoa, Chordata, Aves, Cuculiformes, Cuculidae.